AAAAAGUGUUGGCCUGGCCCCUGGUGUGUGUGGUUUGCUGCUGCUGUGUGGCGCUGAAACGCCGCUCUCUGCCUGCGUCGAAAUUGGGAACACCGUGAUUCGCUGGUGUUGGUAGUUUCGGUGCCACAUACGCCCUUCGCGCUGGUGACCGAAACGGUGGAAUGUGGUUCCUUUUUCCCCAAAUCGCCCAUUUCCGGCCACUGCUCUGCCGGACAGGGGCGAAAAUUUGGCACGAAAAGUUGCAUUUGCGAGCCGCCUACCCCGAUGCGACGACGUGUGCCUUGUGUGCUUGUGUGCGUGCGUGCGUGCGCGCGCGCCCGCGUACGUGUUUGUGUAUGUGUGUGUGUGAGAGAGAGUGUGUGGCAGCGUAGAGUUUGAAUGUGAAACGAUAUGCUUGUGUGAAUGUGUGCGUGUGUGUAUGCGCACGCAAGAGGAUCAAGUGUGUCCCAUGCUAAAUAUGCUGCUUCCCUUCCCUUUUUUCCCGAUCUGCUGAGAAUGAUGAACUGCCAGAAUUUGUACGGAAAUGGAACCGCCGCCUUUUUUGGAAGGGCAUAUAAGCAUCGUGUGCGGUGGGAGUGUUGUUGCGAGGACCGGAGGAAGGCGAAGCAUAUAGCCUCACAUUGAAGGCGUUGUUACGUGUGCCGCCGCGUUCGGACGGGUCCGCAGAUCUGGUGGAUGCCCCCAACUUGAAAUGGAAGACUGAAAUUGCAGCAUUGUAGGGGCGAAAUGGGGUGGGGUUGUCGGGGAAGCAGAAGGAAAAUCCUUAUCCACAGGGGACGCAGAGGCGGUCAUCGCGCAAUGAUCGCGCAGAGGUGGGCAGCAGUUAGUGGACGUGAAACGGUGUAGUAGGCUGGGGGAAAGAGUGGGGAGAUAAGGGUAGAUGGAAAGUGCUCCCGAGAAGUAGGGCAGAGAGCGUGUGUGUGCGCCGUAGAAGGUGUUUGAAUGAGGGGGGAAAAGGGGGGUGUGUGUGUAGCGGAAACGGCGGGAAACAUUGGCAAACAGCAAAAGCGAAUGAAAAUACGGCGGUGCUCGGCGCUGGGGAGAAAGAGAGACAGUGCGAAUUACGGCGAGCAUAUAUAUCCUCUCCCCGCGCGCUAGAACGAAGCUGUGUGUGUGUGUGUGUGAAUGUGAUCCAAGCACAAGGAGCAACAUAAUGUAAUGAGAAGAGAAAGAAGAAAAAACACACACCUCCAUCCCAGCAAGCGAGUCGUAGUGCCGAAGCGGUCUCCUCCGCAUACUCAUGCACACAGCCACACGCACACACCUGUGCGCAUGGGAAAGGGGGCUGGGGCGGUUGUGGGGACUGUGUGGGCAUGAAUGGUGGAAGCAAACGGCAAGGGAGAAAGGCAGCACAAAAAUAAUAAGAGAAUCAAGAUAUUAACACAUGAAGAAGCAGCGAAAAAAAACGCUUGAAGCAAUGCAAAAAGUCGCCACUGUUGGACCACGAUGGCAUGCAAAACAUUCAAUCGGUUUACAAGUGCAAGAAGAACGGUGUCUGUGUCGUGUCGAACAGUUUAUUGGUCUGUAGCGCUGAAGCGGUUGUUUGGUGGAGCGAGAAGUAGCGCGAGAGGACAGUGUUUUCCGGUUCCGGUGGACGGUGAAGUUGGCAUCUUGUGUUCGGAAGUGUUGUGUUUUGGGAGUAAAAUUGAAACGUAAAGCGUAAAACAAGCGAGGUGGGGUUCAUACACCCAAGCAUAUAAGAGCUGCGCUCUGGACGCCGGCUUGAGCGGCCCUUCGUAAGGCAAAUUUCGAUUGUAAAGGUGUGGUUACGAACUGUUCAGUAGUGUUGGAGUCGCAAGGAGCACUCCUCUGUUUGUUAUUCGGAGUCCCUGUACACGUGGCUGCGAAGUACGCUGUGUUUUUACUAGAUAUUUUGCAACGAAACGAGCUGAAAACGAGAUCCAUAAAACGUACAGAUAAACAAACAAACAGGCAUAGGAUCACACUACAAGUGGUUUGAGCGAUGAGUGCCCCUGAAGACAGCACUGCGACCGCCCAGCCUGCCCCAGACCAUCAUCAUCAUCAUCUUCAUCAUCAUCACCAUCACCAGCAAAAUGUUGUGUCAGCAGCGGCCACCGCUACCGCCUCGUCUGCAUCAUCGGCGACAGUAGUGGCAGGAGCCACGGCAGUCCCAGCACCGACAAACACUGGCCCGCCCACAGCAGCAACGGCCACGCUGAGUGUACCAGCAGCACCGGCGGCGGAUAUUGUCAGUGCGUCCACAACGCUUCCCGCCAUCAAAGCAGGAGGCAAUAGCAGUCACGCCACCAUUCUUACUACCACUAGCCACAGCAAAGAGGUUGCCGGUGGUACCGCAACCAAUCCCGCUGCACAGGAUGGAAGCAAUGCUGCUCCCGGGGUCGUCGGUCCCAGCGAUGCUACCGAUGCGACGAGCAGCUGCGAUUCGGAUAAGGCACCGGCGGCAGCAGCAGCAGCAGCAGCCAUUGUCACCUCCAGUCCACCGGGGGCCGAUGAGGGAGCGGCUGCUGCCACGUCGGAUAGCUUCGCCUCGGUAGAGGUCGGUUCGACCGGUGGCACAUCUACGCCACUGGCGGCAGCAUCGCCUGCCUCCCUGACUGGUGGCGAUAUUGGUGGGCCGAAGCCGUUACCUCUGUCGGGAUGUGGUUCCUUGAUGGUCGCCGGCAGCAGCAGCAUCGUCGUGCCGAACGGUGAAGGUGGUGACAGUAAUCCCAACGUACCUGUAUUGUCAGGUACCGCUACUACGAUACCGCUUCGUGGGCGUGAUGUGACCGACAAACACGCCGUUGAUUAUCACUACCGAAUGCUGGAAGAGGAGCUGCAGGCGGUGAAGGAGUCCGAGGCAAAGAUUAAACAACAGUAUAGCGAGUCUCAGCGCCGGGAACGCAUCCUUGCACGGCGCGUCGCGGUACAGGAGCAGGAAAUGCGCGACUUUUCGAAACAAAUAGCGGAACUGAAAUCGGCCCAGGCGCCCGGUCCGGCUGCACUGCGAUCGGCCCUGCUCGAUCCCGCGGUCAAUAUACUCUUUCAGAAGCUUAAAGCGGAACUGCAGGCGACCAAGGCGAAGCUGGAGGAAACACAGAACGAGCUGUCGGCGUGGAAGUUUACGCCGGACUCGAACACCGGCAAGCGACUGAUGGCCAAAUGCCGAUUGCUCUACCAGGAAAACGAAGAGCUGGGCAAAAUGACAUCGAACGGCCGGCUGGCAAAGCUGGAGAGUGAGCUUGCGCUGCAGAAGAGCUACAACGAGGAGGUGAAAAAAUCACAGCUAGAGCUGGAUGAUUUUCUGCAAGAGCUGGACGAAGAUGUGGAGGGUAUGCAGGGUACGAUCGUGUUCCUUCAGCAGGAACUAAAGCAGACGAAGGACGCGCGGAACGAAAUAGAAAAGGAGGUGAUCCAGCUACGCGCCUACAUCGCGGCUAAUUUGGGCCCCUUCUCCGGCAGCGGCAACAACCCGACCAGCGGCAGUACGCCCACCGACGAGCGCAGCUCUUCGAUGAUGAUGAUGAUGGAUGUGCAGGACAGCAAUAGCAACAGUAACAGCCACGGACACGACGCCUACCACCAUCCGGACGGUGGCGGUCCGGACAGCAUCGGCGGUCGAGGCGUCAGGCUGGGUGAACUGGGCGGUGGUGUUACCCCGAUCUAUCUAGUGAACGGUGGUGGUGGUGGUGGUGGUGCUGGUGCUGGAGGUGCAAGUAGUAGUAGCGGCGGCACCGUGAUUGACGCCGCAAGCAGACUGGUGAAUAAAAGUUCAAGUAGUGGUGAUGAUCAAGAUUUGAUGGUGUACAGCAAUCGGACGCACUGUGGUGGCGUAGUUACGAAUAGCAAUGAGUUACGAACUACACCGACAACCGGUGCCGCUGGCGCUUUGCCUGCAGCAGCAUCGGUGGCGACCGCAGCAGCAGUAUCGUCCUUGUCUGCACUGCUGCCAGGAUCGGUGCCCGAUCCCGGCAUCGGCGGUGGCGGCAGCAGCGCCAACAGUAACACUGCGACAGUGAACGGUGGUGCGGCAGGCAGCGGUGGUGAACCGUUAGUUAAUGAACUGCAUGAUUCACUGGUGCCCAGUGAGGGCAUCAGAACAAGUGGCGGUAAUACCGAUAGCAAUAGUGGUGGAAACGUGGCCGACACCGGUAACAGUGUGAAUAGUACGAACAGCAGCAGCAGCAGCAGCAGCAGUCUCGCCGUUGCGAAGCAACCACACCAGCCGCAGCAGCAGCAACAGCAGCCACAGCAACAGCGAACUAACAACAAUGUGGGUCGAAACGGUGGACGAACAACAGUGGCCGCUAGAAAGCGCAAUUACAAUGAAACCGAGGUUGAUUCGGCCGAGCAAACCGACGGUGGUAGUGGCGGCGGUGUGGUCAGUAGUAGUGACGCUUACCGAAGCGAAAGUGGUGUUGACGGUGUGCUAGUGAUGGACGUUGGUGUGGCGGAAAGUAGUGCUACUAGUGGUGUCGCGAACGGGAAGCUGGCAAUUGCCGACGGUUCGCUCUUGCCGGAACAGCAGCAGGACGUCGAAUCGUCCAACAGCAACAAGCGCAUGACACGAUCGGGUAAGGGUAAGGCGGCUGCAGCCACCACCACCACCAUCUCCUCCUCCUCCACCUCCUCCUCAUCCUCAUCAUCAUCAUCGGCUGCGUCGAACGUGUUAAUGACGAGUGCGGCGAAAAAGCUUCGAAGAGGCUCGAUCGCUCCGGACGACGAGGUUGAUCCGUUGGCCGAUCCACAGCCAUCACCACAGCAGCAGCCGCAGCAACCGAUAUCGUCGGCAAACGGUUCGAAUUAGGCUCGAGUUCGUUUGGUUCGCGGUGUUACACACGUUGGGUAAGGACGCCUGCGAGCAUGUUUUCGGAAAUAGUACCAUUUCUCUUUAAGCAGCCGUGGGACGCGAAGGGAAGGGGAGGAAGCUUAUGUGCAUGACUGGUGUGUCUGACGAGGGAAAACUGCGAUCUCUACUCCUGUGGACAGAUUGCACCGAUGGGAAGUCAAGGCAAGGCUCAACAAGCAACUUAUAUCAGCUGUUUUCAAAUGGUGUCAAGCAAAACGAACUCGUGUGUUGUUCGCGCUACUCAUUACAUUAUUGCAAAGGCUCGAGGAGCGCGUGCUGCGCAGAAAGGAAUUAUGCGAUCAAUUAUCGCUCCUAGACAGGUAGGAUGCGCGUGGUUCGACAGCGGACAGCGGGGAAUGUAGCAAGUAAAAAGUACAUUUAAAAAGCAAAACAAACACAAACAGACAAAGUCGGGACGGUGAAACAGAUUAGGGGAAAGAACUCGAGAAAGUGAGCGAGAGAGUGAGAAGAGAAGAGAGAGAAAGGAGAGAACGUUGAGCUAAACAAACAACCAAUAUUGUGUAGGGUCACAGUAAAACAUACAAAAACACGAGAAAACAAGACAAAAAUGCUGCUAAAUAAAGAAAGUAAUUAAGUAAGCUAAACUGUAAUUAAUUGACUCUCUCUCACACAUCCUUUUUUGUUUGUUUGUAUGUGUGAAUUUGUUAUAAUCGUUUCGGCGAUCCGUAUCAAAUCGAAAGCUGAUCGCGAUUGAUCGUGCACGCUACGGAAUAUUGAACGUUUCUUGCGCGCUGUUGACUUUAAAUUUGUGAUUUUCUGUAGGAACAAAAAGGGUACAGGCAAUGGUUGAGAAAGGAUCAGAGUUGAAACGAUGCUACUCUUAGGCCAGAGAUGGAUUUGAUGUUACGUGUACUUUACGUCCUCGGAUCUGACACGAAGUUUGUUUGGUUUUUGAGUCUUGUGCCCUACAGUUUUUGCCUACUUGAAUGAAAUGGAACAAACAAAAUUGAAGCAAUUUUAAAUUCAUUUUUCGUUUACCGCCAAAAGAGCAUACUACAAAGCAGGAUAUCGUAUGAUUGCUGUUCCGUCCGGCCAUGCACAGUGUGAAUUAAGUAGUAGAUCUCGUCGUAUACUAUUUUUUGCAUCGAUUGAGUUAGUUUUGGCACGGUUUUUUUUAAACAAAAUUGGGAAUGUUUCUCGCCAAUGGCCAAUUGGUUGGCUUUGUAAUACGCGGGGCUUGCCAUUGUUCCUAAUGUGCACCCAGCGAAUGAAGAGACAGAGAGAGAGAUGGAGAGAACAAAAUCAUAGAGAUUAAAGACUCACACUUUAAGGGUUUUAGUUGGGUAGAAGCAAACGUUUUCUAUUUAAUUUUAGCUUGAUUUAGUUUAAUGCAAAUUUUCUUAACACAGCUAGCCAACCAGCCAGCCACCCAGCCGUGACGCAACAAGAAUAGGCGACAUGAGCGCGUAAUUCUAGAUAUUUUGAGCUGCCCUUUUUUGUUUGUAGUGUAAUGUGCUCAAGGAUUGAUUGUACAGGUGAAAGGCAGGACCACUCUCCACGUGUGGUGGAGGUGUAUGUACAGGAGGAAAAGAAAAACAAUCGGCAUACACAUUGUGCAGGCCGGCAUUCAUCUACCUGGGGCAGAGAUUGAGUUAACGAUCUGCGGGCUUUCGAUUGUCGGGAUCGUGAAUUCUUACCAUAAAGGCAAUAAAUAUCAUAGCAGAGAGGAGCACACACAAACACACACACAAACACACACACAGUAGAGUUUGAGUAUCACGCGAGGGCACGCCACGGCCACUGGGACGAGCGAUCGUGCCGAGGACAAUACUUAAUUUCAGCAAUAGAAAACGAAAGGACGCAACAGACAUACACCAACCAACAUAAACAUACAAAGGAGAAAUUAAAAAAAAAUAGUAACACACACAGGGGUUAGUAAACAAAAAGCUAGUAAAUUGUAGCACUGCAAUGAGUGGUUAACUGGAAUGAGAUGAACGAAACAUGAGAUUAAGUAAACACGCGCGCGUGUGUGUGUGUGUAGACAGUAGUAGACGAAGCAGAACAAGUACAUACGUUGAAUAGUUGGAUAAAAUACAGUAGAAGAGUUGUAACAAAACGAGUAGUAGAGUAGGAGAGGAACCGCGCAUACAAACAAAAACUGUCAAAUGACCUGUAAUUUAAAUUAUUUCAAAC
Anopheles arabiensis is the source of this 6964-nucleotide messenger RNA. RefSeq names its product serine-rich adhesin for platelets (gene fl(2)d). Gene Ontology annotation, cellular component: nucleus. The transcript has 5 exons. Lineage: Eukaryota; Metazoa; Arthropoda; Insecta; Diptera; Culicidae. Gene Ontology annotation, biological process: regulation of alternative mRNA splicing, via spliceosome. The record is from RefSeq and is a predicted model, not a curated record. Bases 1964 to 4768 code for a protein of 934 amino acids.